AUGACUGUGUCAUACAAUCAUCGCCGAUCUGCACGUCGUAUUGAGGAAGCAAAACGAAAAGCAAGGCCAGAGUUGAAUAACUAUGGGUGGGACACUCUUGGCCUUGCUCAGAAAUUUGCGCUUCCUGAUUUUAAGGACAAUAUUUUGAGGGUGGAUGCCACGAAGUUGUCGCUCAAUGAGUUUCGCGAGAAAUACGAAAUCCCUCGCAUUCCUGUAAUACUGACCGGUCUUACCGAUAAAUGGCAGGCUCAUGAAAAAUGGACGGUUUCG
Molecule: messenger RNA, 270 nt
Organism: Cooperia oncophora
Lineage: Eukaryota; Metazoa; Nematoda; Chromadorea; Rhabditida; Trichostrongylidae
Source: the annotation of a GenBank genome assembly